AUGAUUACAACAGCACAAGUUUUCACAAUUAUAAGUAUUAUAUGUGCCCCUAUGGUUGGUAUAGCCGCGCUAGUACUUACAUUAGCGGCAUUAAAUUUAUCACUUGGCAUACGUAGACUUUAUGUUCAACUAUUAGCAUUGAUAUUUGAUUAUGCAACAAAAAUUAAACGAGAUAAAGAGAUUUCGAUUGAUUCUAAUGGAUCGUCGGACGAACCGCCAACACCUUUGCCACCGUCAACAGCAAAAAACAAACUGGCACCAACCCUUGAAAAGAAAAAUGAAGAUAAUCCUGUUGAGGUUACUUCAACAACACAAUUAUUAAAUGAUUGUAAGGACGAAAUUAAUAAUGAAAAUGAAUCCGAUUCAUUACCUAUUCAAGAACAAAAAGUAUCUAGAGCUUCAUCACAAAGUGAUAUUCAAUUUAAACUAGGAGAUAUCAUAGAUUAUACACGUCAAGGUCUUGAGGCGAUUGUUGAUGAUGAUGUUACAAAACGUUUUACAUCAGCCGAAGAAAUGGUUGUAUGGAAUUUAUUAACUCGUACUCAACAACAGCAUGAAUAUUUUUCUAUGCGUGUUACAUUACUUUGGUUUCUUGGAUUUUGUGUACGUUAUUUUAUAUUAUUUCCAUUUCGUCUCUUUCUAUUUAUUCUUGGCGUCGUAUGGAUGUUGGGAUCAGCUGUAUUUCUUCAAUAUUUUCCUGCAAAAGAUGCUAAAUUACGUUUUGGUUUUUACAUAAAUAUUGUUUUACAUCGUAUCUUAUCCCGUGUGUUUUCUGCUAUAAUAACUAUUCAUAAUACAGAACAUCGUGCUAAAUGUGGUUCAAUAUGUGUGGCAAAUCAUACAUCACCGAUUGAUGUUAUUAUUUUAUCAACAGAUAAUAGUUUUUCUAUGAUUGGACAACAGCAAGGUGGAUUUUUCGGUAUGGUACAACGAACAUUAUCACAAACAGCAAAUCAUAUAUGGUUUGAACGUUCGGAAGCAAAAGAUCGUCAUAUGGUAGCGGAGAAAAUGCGUGAACAUAUUCAAGCUCAUAAUAAUUUACCAAUAUUAAUUUUUCCCGAAGGAACAUGUAUCAAUAAUACGUCGGUAAUGAUGUUUAAAAAAGGUUGCUUUGAAAUAACUGAAGCAACAAUUUAUCCGGUUGCCAUUAAAUAUGAUAAUAGAUUUGGUGAUGCUUUUUGGAAUUCAACUAAACAUGAACUAUUUCAAUAUUUAAUACUAAUGAUGACAUCAUGGGCGAUCGUUGUUGAUGUUUAUUAUUUACCGCCGAUGACUAUUGAAGAAGGUGAAACAUCGGUUGAUUUUGCACGUCGUGUUAAAGCAGCUAUUGCUAAGCAAGGUGGUUUUGUUGAUUUAGAAUGGGAUGGAGGUUUAAAACGUGCACUACCAAAAGCGGAUUAUAAAGCUGAAGAACAAAGGAAAUUUUACGAAAUGUUAAAAACAGAAUAG
This is a messenger RNA of Rotaria socialis, 1449 nucleotides long. Lineage: Eukaryota; Metazoa; Rotifera; Eurotatoria; Philodinida; Philodinidae. The record is from the annotation of a GenBank genome assembly.